AAGUAACUACGGUAAGCUACAGUGACAGUAACGCAAAGUCAGGUUGCGCUGUGUGUGAAAGCCGAAACGCACACACCACUAGCCAACCACCAUUACUCAACGCUAGCCAGUUAAAUAGCGAGCCAAAAAAUGCUCUCCAUCACAGCCUCCCGCAUCAAAAGCACCCGUGUCGUCCAGUGCGUAAGGCUGCUACACACCUCUCACAUCGCCAAGAUGCCAAUUCAGGUUGGUGAACAUCUCCCUGCAGUGGAGGUACAGGAGGGGGAGCCAGGAAAUAAGGUGGCGAUGGAUCAGCUCUUUAAGGGGAAGAAAGGAAUCCUCUUUGCUGUACCUGGAGCUUUUACCCCUGGUUGUUCCAAGACUCACCUCCCAGGUUUUGUGCAGCAGGCUGAGGACCUGAAGAGUAAAGGUAUGCAGGAGGUCGCAUGCAUUUCCGUCAAUGACGCAUUUGUCAUGGCUGCGUGGGGAAAGGAGCAUGGAGCAGAUGGCAAGGUUCGAAUGCUGGCUGAUCCUACUGGAGAAUUUACAAAGGCAGUUGACCUGUUACUUGACAGUGAUCAAAUUGUGCAGGUACUUGGGAACAAGCGAUCCAAGAGAUAUUCCAUGUUGGUGGACGAUGGAGUUGUGAAGAUGAUCAAUGUGGAGCCUGAUGGCACCGGGCUGACCUGCAGCCUGGCUUCCAAUAUUCUUUCUGAGCUGUAGGCUUAUUAAGAGCUCUUUAAAACAAACAGCAAACCUUGAGUUACUGUAAAAGUUGCACUAACAAAGCCUAGUACCAAAUCCUUCAAGCUUCCUCCUUUUCCUAAAGAUUGAUGCAAAUGUCACAUGGAUUUUAGUGUCUAAAAACGCACAGCUGGAAGGUUAUUAAUGCGCACAACUAUGACAUGAAUGCCAAUCUAAAGGAACUUGCAUAAACCUCUGUAUACUGUUACUAAAUAAAAUUCACCUUGUAAGCAAUAA
This is a messenger RNA of Xiphias gladius (swordfish), 960 nucleotides long. RefSeq names its product peroxiredoxin 5 (gene prdx5). Gene Ontology annotation, cellular component: mitochondrion; peroxisome; cytoplasm. The transcript has 6 exons. Gene Ontology annotation, biological process: hydrogen peroxide catabolic process; cell redox homeostasis; cellular response to oxidative stress. The record is from RefSeq and is a predicted model, not a curated record. Gene Ontology annotation, molecular function: thioredoxin peroxidase activity. NCBI's taxonomy places the organism in Eukaryota, Metazoa, Chordata, Actinopteri, Istiophoriformes, Xiphiidae. The coding region runs from base 130 to 702 and encodes 190 amino acids.